Messenger RNA from Dromiciops gliroides (monito del monte), 2063 nucleotides. It is a transcript of the gene ATP6V0D2, whose product is annotated as ATPase H+ transporting V0 subunit d2. Lineage: Eukaryota; Metazoa; Chordata; Mammalia; Microbiotheria; Microbiotheriidae. The record is from RefSeq and is a predicted model, not a curated record. Bases 121 to 1176 code for a protein of 351 amino acids. Gene Ontology annotation, biological process: vacuolar transport; proton transmembrane transport; vacuolar acidification. The transcript is spliced from 8 exons. Gene Ontology annotation, molecular function: proton-transporting ATPase activity, rotational mechanism. Gene Ontology annotation, cellular component: vacuolar proton-transporting V-type ATPase complex; plasma membrane proton-transporting V-type ATPase complex; lysosomal membrane.
UGACAAUCUUUAGUUCCUCAAUCUCGUCUAUCACCUUUCCAAGAGGAGUAGAACACUUCUGCGGCUGGCAAAAAGGACUAGAAGUCUGCUUCUGCUUUAAUCAACUCAAUCAUUUCCUCCAUGCCACAGCUCUCCGAGUUUUAUUUUAAUGUGGACCAUGGCUACCUGGAGGGUCUGGUCCGAGGCCACAAAGCCUGCCUCCUGACCCAGCAAGACUACAAUAACUUGGUGCAGUGUGAAACUCUGGAAGACCUGAAAAUUCACCUUCAGACUACAGAUUAUGGCAACUUUUUGAAUGAAGAAACCAUCCCACUCACAGUUUCUACCAUAGACAACAAAAUGAGGAAAAAGUUAUGUGCGGAGUUUGAACAUUUCAGAAACAAUUCCCUGGAGCCGCUCAGCACAUUUUUCACCUAUAUAACGUGCAGCUAUAUGAUUGAUAAUGUGAUUCUGCUGAUCAAUGGUGUGCUACAAAAGAAAUCUGUCAAAGAAAUUCUUAAGAAAUGUCACCCCCUGGGCAGUUUCAUGGAAAUGGAAGCUGUCAACAUUGUAGAGACACCCUCAGAUCUGUUCGAUGCUGUUCUGGUUGAAACACCUUUGGCUCCUUUCUUUCAAGACUGCAUGUCACAAAAUACUCUUAAUGAAGUGAAUAUUGAAAUAAUGCGUAAUAAGCUCUACAAGUCAUACCUUGAGGCUUUCUAUAAAUUCUGCAAAGAACAUGGUGAUGUCACAGCAGAAGUAAUGUGCCCUAUUCUUGAGUUUGAGGCUGACAGACGUGCUUUUAUCAUCACGUUUAAUUCCUUUGGCACUGAGUUGAGCAAAGAAGACCGAGAGACACUGUAUCCAACCUGUGGUAAACUGUAUCCAGAAGGAUUGCGCCUGCUGGCUCGAGUAGAAGAUUAUGAUCAGAUGAAGAACGUGGCUGACCACUAUUCAGAAUAUAAGCCCUUGUUUGAAGCUGUAAGUGAAGGCCCUGAUGGAAAGUCAUUGGAAGAUGUAUUUUAUGAACAUGAGGUAAAAAUGAAUGUACUGACCUUCAACAGGCAGUUUCACUAUGGAGUGUUUUAUGCUUACAUAAAGCUGAAGGAACAAGAGAUGAGAAAUAUUGUGUGGAUUGCUGAAUGUAUUUCACAAAGACAUCGAACAAAAAUUAACAAUUAUAUUCCUAUUUUGUAAUUCAAUGAGAGAAACAAGGUUAGAAAACCAACAAAGACAAAUGUAGCUCUUGUGGAAAAUGAUAAAGGGCAUUUUGUUGUAUACUGUGGGCUACACACAAAAAAAAGAGUUUCAUCUUACCAUGUACCAGAUCUAUUAGUAAACCUCAUAAAUUACCACCACAAUAAUCAGCCAAUUAUUUCUUUCUCCAAUAGAAUUAAAUCAUUGUUUUACAUUUAUAGCUCAUUGUUCAAUAGGCAAUAAGAACUAAUUUUAAAUUAUUCUAAAAUCAAUUUUAAUUUAUUGUGCUUGUUUUGUACUGUAGAGGUCUUUCUCCCACCUACUCACCCACCUACCCAAUUAUCCAUAGCAAGAACUUUUGGUCCUGACUCUUCCUUUCCCUUCCCAUCUCUCCACACCCCAGGCCUCUGGGUAUUCAAUUUUUCUGUUCUUUUAAAUUUUUUUAUUUACUUCACUGAGCUUCUUCCCUUACCUCUUGAAAAGACAAGGGCUCAUAAUGAAUCAGUGGCAAUAUCUACUAAGCACUCCUAGCAUACCUGGACUUUCUUAUGGAUGUUGAUUUGUCGUUUUUGAACAUCAGCACAAUUUAGGAUUUAAUUUUGCUUCAGUGAAAGUGAGUUAAUGUUUGUUAAGUCUUUUCAACCCAGAUUUCACCAGUGUGAUAUAUUCGGCGCAUAUAUUGGCUACCAAUACAGGUGUCAACCCUUCCAUAUUCUCUUUUCAUAAAUUCCCUGUAGAUAAUCUACAUAAUAUGUUAACAGACAAGACAGAAAAGGAGGAAGAGAAGAAAGAUAGCAACAACAACAUCAUCCUUCUCUUCCUCAUGGAUACCAUCAGCAUACCACUCAAACUGUCUGUUGACUCAUUCUUUUUUUUUUUUUUUUUUU